Caenorhabditis elegans is the source of this 1792-nucleotide messenger RNA. It is a transcript of the gene T05A1.5, whose product is annotated as Major facilitator superfamily (MFS) profile domain-containing protein. Gene Ontology annotation, biological process: transmembrane transport. NCBI's taxonomy places the organism in Eukaryota, Metazoa, Nematoda, Chromadorea, Rhabditida, Rhabditidae. The coding region runs from base 122 to 1201 and encodes 359 amino acids. Gene Ontology annotation, cellular component: membrane. The record is from RefSeq and is marked reviewed. The transcript has 9 exons. Gene Ontology annotation, molecular function: transmembrane transporter activity.
CUGUAUCGUUUCACCAAUCCAUUUUGCGACCGUAUUUUGUACGCUAAAUUUGAAUAUUUGAUCGAAAACUGGAAGCGUAAUAUAUAAGAGAAAACUUGAAAAGUGUACUUCUUGUUGAAAAAUGGUUUCUAUCUCUCUUCCAACUUCUCUUGUUACUGAUACUUUAUUAGAAGAUGAAGAAUAUGAUUUUCUUAAAAAAGGAUCAUCUGGAAAACUGUCAGAUGAAGAACUACUUGCAAGAACAAUUGAGAAAGCACUCAAAACAAAAAAGCUUGCACAGUCACCAAAUAUGACGUCAUCUAUAAAAGUUGAGACAUCUAUAAAAGUUGAGGAUUUGUUAGAUCAGAUUGGAAUAUGGCAUCCGUACCCACUCUUCAUCACAUUUUCUAUGGCAUUUUUAUGGUUACUCUCUGUAAUGCCGACAAUGUCACCAAGUUAUAUGGCUCCAUCUUCUCCAUGUACAUUGGAUAAUUGCUCAUUUGUAACUGUGCAAAAUGAGUUCAACAUCACUAAAACAUUGAUUGAUCCCGGUGAGAUGACCAGCUCGAUUUUCUUUUUAGGAAAUGGAAUUCUUGGACAAAUCUAUGCAGUUGCAGCUGACAGAAUAGGACGAAGACCUGUACUAAUUGCGAGCUUAUUCAUAUCUGGACUAUCAGGAAUUGGUGCAGCUUACGCCCCAACUUUUGAAAUUAUGCUAAUUGGUCGUUUUUUUCAAGGAAGUUGCUUUACAGCUUUAACAAUGAUCAACUGGGUGAUGUGCUGUGAAAGUAUUUCAUUUUCUGGACAUGGUUACGCAUCUGUACUGUUCGGAUUAUGUUGGGUAAUUGGAUAUUGUUCAGUUUCACCGCUUGCCAUGUAUUUCUCAACUUGGCGUUAUGUACAACUGGCCACAUCUGUUCCAUGUGUUCUUUUUGGAAUUCUCAUGAUGUUUACUCUACCCGAAAGUUUCUCAUUUCUGGUGGCAAAAAGAAAACGAGAUGAUUUGGUGAAAUGGAUAGAAAUGGCAUCAAGAGUUGGAAAUGAAGAAAUUGAUUAUGAUGCUGAUCAGAUUGUGGAUAUGUCAAGUAGAGAAGAAGAUAAUGAAUCACUUCUUCAGACAUUAAAACUUGUUCUCCAAUCAAAACUCAUGGUCACUAACACGGCUGUUGAAACAUUUUUAUGGAAAUUUUUUGACAAAAUUUUUACCAUUUUGAAAUAUUAAUUUUCAGGAUAAUUGAUUUAAUGAUCUACAGUGCUCUUUCACUCUCAGCAACAGGAGUUGGCUCUAAUAACAUGCAUCUCUCGUAUAUUUUUUCUGGUCUCGUCGAAAUUCCUUCUUAUUUUUUGAUUCCCGCCGCAAUUGACUGGUUAGGAAGAAAACCAUCCGUAAUGGUUUCUCAUUUGAUUCUUGCCUUUUCGCUACUCUCCAUGUACCUGUUUGAUCAUGAGGCUGAUCCAGAAAUAUUCUUGAUAAUUUGGCUCAUUGCCAAGUUUGCAGCUGCAUCUGCAUUUAUGCUGUGUUUCGUUUACGGAGCUGAACUUUUCCCAACAAAUUGCAGAAGUAUAUGCCUUGGUACUUGUGCGACAAUUUCAAAUCUUGGAGCAGUUGUUGCUCCUCAUGUCCCUGCAAUGGACAUAUUCUUCCCCGGACUCCACUACUUGUUUUAUGCGCUUUGCUCAUUUAUUUGUACAAUUCUAACGACAAUAUUACCUGAAACAAAAGAGAAUCAUAAUGUUCCAAGAAGUCAACAACAAUCGCUUGCAUAAUUUCACUGUUUUCAACAACAUUUUUGUUUCUUUUCCGGGUAUAAAC